AUGAGGUGGAUCGGGUUCCUCAGCCUGGUGGCCCUGUCCGAGUGCCUGGUGACCAUCCCUCUGACGAAGAUCAAGUCCAUGCGGGAGAGCCUGCGGGAGAGGGACCUGCUGAGAGACUACCUCCAGCGGCACCCCUACAGCCAGGCCUACAAGCUCCUGCGCAAGCCGCGUGUCACUGUCCAAUCCUUGAGGAACUACCUAGACCUGCACUACGUUGGCACCAUCGGCAUUGGAACGCCCCCUCAGAAGUUCAAGGUCAUCUUUGACACGGGCUCGGCGGACUUGUGGGUGCCCUCCAUCUACUGCUCCAGUCCCGCCUGUUUGACACACAAAACCUUCGACCCUCUGCGGUCGUCCACCUUCCAGAGCACGAACCGGCCCAUCAAGCUGGAGUACUUGUCCAGUAGCAUGACCGGGCUGCUGGGCUAUGACAAUGUGCGGAUCAGGAACCUUGUCUGCAAAUCCCAGGCAUUCGGCCUGAGCACGACAGAGUCUGGCAUUACCUUGGAGUUAGGGGCCUUCGACGGCAUCUUGGGCCUGGCCUACCCCACCGUGGCCUUCAAACACACCACCCCGGUCUUCGACAGCCUGUGGAAGCAAGGCCUCCUGUCUGAGAACCUCUUCGCCUUCUACCUGAGCAG
Molecule: messenger RNA, 641 nt
Organism: Myotis lucifugus (little brown bat)
Lineage: Eukaryota; Metazoa; Chordata; Mammalia; Chiroptera; Vespertilionidae
Product: pepsin F-like
Exons: 5
Biological process (GO): proteolysis
Molecular function (GO): aspartic-type endopeptidase activity
Source: RefSeq, a predicted model, not a curated record